Molecule: messenger RNA, 927 nt
Organism: Exophiala viscosa
Lineage: Eukaryota; Fungi; Ascomycota; Eurotiomycetes; Chaetothyriales; Herpotrichiellaceae
Exons: 2
Coding region: 122-844 (240 amino acids)
Source: RefSeq, a predicted model, not a curated record
AUUGCUUGUACACAAACAUGAUUUCGCGGCAGAAGCUUGUCUCGAUGUCUGAGACUCUGCCAAAAUCAUCAAAGCGUCGUCACACCAUCGACUCUCCUACAGUCGCGACGAUCAUACCACGAUGUCUCAGGGAGCAGAGACUGAAGAUUCUGCAGAGGCUCGGCCGCCCCGCUGGGACAUGGUUUUGCCAAAUUACCGUGAAGCUUACAUAGCGCACCAGUCAGCCACGCUCAAAGAGUGCCUCCUGAUGUUCCCGUCGCACGACCACUCGAAAGAGAUCAUCGUUCUGGUAGUGCGAGAUGACAGGAUUGCGAAAGAAACCCGAGUACUUACAGGUCAUCUUCAGGAGUCAGACACUCAGGACGUGCUUGGUGGCUUUUGUCAGAGAGUCGCUCUGGAUUAUACAGCAACAGGAUCGCACCUAGUGACAGCAUAUGUCCUGGCACGGCCUCUGUUUCGAGCAUAUGACGGAAGGAACAUAUUCCCACGAGAACUCUUGAGCCAGGGUAUGUUGGGGGUGCAGGAACGGAAUUGGGAACAAGGGAAUACAGAGCUUGGCCCACUCCGAGAUGACUUUCGCCGCCGCCGACAAAUUUGGACUCUGGCACCAGAACCCAUUGCUCACUUUGAUCCUACCAGUAAACAGCAAUAUCUGUGCAUGGGUGACAGGGACGAAUUCAUUGUUGUGAUGGACAGACUCAACGAGCUCCAGUGGAAAUACCGCGUGCAUAGUUUCGAUGUUGGACUGCCCACAAAGAAUUUCUCGUUCCAGAUGUUCAUUCAGCUCGACGAAGGAGAAGUUGUGAGUGAUUCUGUGGGCCACUGGUCGAAGACUCCUUGCUGACGAUUUCCAGGAAGUGGUGGCUCAUAUAGCACCAUUAGUGUGCAGAAUCUUUGCAGAAGCUCGAGAACACGUCAAGACUCGCU